AUGAUACUCAGGUUCGUUAGCAAAGAGGGUCAGUUCAGAUUGACAGUACAGCCCGAAGACACUUUUCCAGACAUUCUUCCCCAAAUCGCCGAGAAGCUCCCCAAGAACAUCGAUCUCCAGAGCCUCAGUGUCAGUAACCGUCCGCAAGGUGGCGAUGAGAGGAAAUUCGUAGAUCUCAAAGGUGUGAGCUUUAAGCAAGUGAACCUGUCGAACGGCGCACAACUCUUCCUCUCCUUUGAAGAGCAAUCUACGCCAUCGAAUGGCCAUGCUGCAAUUGCCUCUGGCGGCGCGCGACUGAAUGGCAAACCCGUCCAGCCCUCCGAAACCGCCUCUGUGCCCCUCGAUGCCCCCACCCAAAUUAUAAAGAACCCAUGGGAAGUGGUCAGACAAUCUCCGCUUGACGAUCGGCUCGACAGGCAAGAUGGCAAGAUUCCCCGCAAACGCGACGCCCGCAUGUGCACCCACGGACAUAAGGGCAUGUGCGACUACUGUAUGCCGCUGGAGCCCUACUCACCCGAGUACCUUGCCGAAAAGAAGAUCAAGCAUCUUUCUUUCCACUCGUACCUGCGCAAGGUCAACUCGGCAAAGAACAGACCAGAGCUCGGAAGUUCUUACAUCCCACCUCUGACCGAACCCUACUACCGCGUAAAACCCGACUGUCCAUCGGGGCACAAGCCGUUCCCAGAGGGUAUCUGCACAAAGUGCAUGCCCAGCGCCAUCUCACUUAAACCGCAAGAAUAUCGCAUGGUGGACCACGUCGAAUUUGCAUCUAUACAGGUUGUCGACGAUUUGAUCAACUUCUGGAGGCAAACUGGUUGUCAGCGACUGGGUUUCUUAUACGGCAGAUAUGAGGAGUACACUGAGGUGCCACUAGGAACAAAGGCUGUGGUUGAGACCAUCUACGAGCCACCACAAAUCAAUGAAGUAGACGGCAUAUCGUUGGGUGACUGGGAUAACGAGCAGGUCAUUGACGACAUCGCCGCGCAGUGCGGGCUGCAACGAGUCGGUGUCAUCUUUACUGAUCUUCUCGACGCCGACAAGGGUGAUGGCUCCGUCAUCUGCAAGCGACACAUAGAUUCCUAUUAUCUGUCUUCACUUGAGGUUUGCUUUGCGGCACGGUAUCAGGCAAAGUAUCCUCGGCCAUCAAAAUGGAGCGAUACCGGCCGGCACGGAUCUAACUUUGUAACAUGUGUUAUUAGCGGUGAUGACCAAGGUCAGAUUGGCAUCUCAUCUUAUCAGGUAUCAAACGACGCUGUCGAGAUGGUACGCGCCGACAUCAUCGAGCCUUCAGCGGAACCCAAGGUCAUGCUUGUCCAGUCAGAAGAAGACAACGAGGCGCUCAACCGCACGCGAUAUAUCCCCGAAGUUUUCUACCGAAAGAUCAACGAACACGGCGCAAACGUACAAGAAAUUGCUAAACCUGACUUUCCAGUUGAGUAUCUGCUUCUUACACUUACUCAUGGUUUCCCUACUCAGCCAAACCCUCUCUUUACUGGCGGCAAGUUUCCAAUUGAAAACCGCGAAGCCAUGGGCGAAAUGCCCGAGAUUACGCAUCUUAGCAAGGCUCUCAAUGCCAAGGCAAAUGGCCUCGCUCUCAAUACUGCCAGUGGCCUGAAGGCGAUUUCGAACUUUCACAUGCUCUGCUUCAUCCACAACCUGGGAAUCUUAUCAAAGGACGAAGAAUCGCUUCUGUUCAAGGUUGCGUCAACGCACGAUACCUCAGAAGGCUCAGCACUCCAGCACACGCCAGGCUGGGCAACUCUUCUAACCAUUCUCAAAGAAAGUGGUGAGCGCCCCCCGAAACGUUCCUAUCAGUCUCCGUCUCCCUCUCAAUCAGCCAGGAGGGGGGCUGCAGCACCUCUUCCCCUGGAGCACCAGCGUACAAUGCGACAGUCCUCCUAUGGCUCAGAUUCCGAUUCAGUACAAUUGGCUAAGCGGGUCAAGGGGCCACCACAAGUCACAAUGGCCGAUUUCUUCAACAUCAAGGCCCGGCAACAGGCCGCUGCGCAGGCGAGUUCGUCAAAAGCCCCUACAACAAAGCAAGAGCCAAAUCGCUUGCAACCAUGGGUAGAGAAAUACCGACCCAAGACGCUGUCCGAAGUCACAGCCCAGGACAAUACUAUCCAAGUCCUCUCCCGCACAAUGCAGUCCUCCAACUUACCCCACAUGCUCUUCUACGGCCCCCCAGGAACAGGAAAAACCUCGACUAUCCUCGCCCUUGCCAAAGAACUCUACGGACCUGAACUCAUGAAGUCGCGUGUACUGGAACUGAACGCAUCCGACGAGCGCGGUAUCAGUAUCGUACGGCAAAAAGUCAAAGACUUUGCCCGCCAACAACUUAGCGUAGCACCAACAUACAACGUCAUGGUAGAAGACAAGAGCGGGACAGGAGAAGAGGGUAUGGUACGAUACCGAGACAAGUACCCGUGCCCACCCUUCAAAAUCAUCGUUCUCGACGAGGCAGACAGCAUGACGCAAGACGCACAAUCCGCGCUCCGCCGCACAAUGGAGACAUACAGCCGCAUGACGCGCUUCUGCCUCGUCUGCAACUACGUCACCCGCAUUAUCGACCCUCUCGCCUCCCGCUGCUCCAAAUUCCGCUUCAAAAGCCUCGACCAGGGCAACGCCGUCAAGCGCGUUAGCGACAUCGCAGCGCUCGAGAAUGUGAAGUUGGACGACGGUGUAGCAGAGGAAUUGGUGCGUGUAGCAGACGGCGAUUUACGAAAGGCAAUUACGUUCUUACAGUCUGCUGCGCGGCUUGUCGGCGCUAUACAAUCUCAAGGCGGCGGCAGCAAAAAAGGAAAGAAACGUACUGCGGUCCCAGAGGAUGACGAGAUGGAUAUUGAUUCCGGUAACACAGCGACACCGUCUGUAUCCCUCCCCACCAUCGCCGAAAUCGCAGGCGUCUUACCACCUGAAACUCUCUCUACUUUCACAUCUGCACUCUUCCCCAAGUCCUCGGCACAAAAGUCGAUACGGUAUAAUGAAAUUGCCAAGGUAGUCGAGAAUAUGGUGGCGGAGGGGUGGAGCGCAGCGCAGACGGUGGGGCAGCUGUACGAGCAGAUUAUGUUUGAUGAGCGGGUGGAGGAUGUGAAGAAGGUGCGGCUUGCGGCAGUGUUUAGUGAGACGGACAAGAGGCUAGUGGAUGGUAGUGAUGAGCACCUUGCUGUGCUUGAUCUGGGGGUUAGGGUUGCAGGAGUGUUAUGUUUGUGA
Bipolaris oryzae ATCC 44560 is the source of this 3213-nucleotide messenger RNA. RefSeq lists its product as uncharacterized. Bases 1 to 3213 code for a protein of 1070 amino acids. Gene Ontology annotation, cellular component: nucleus. The transcript is spliced from 5 exons. Gene Ontology annotation, molecular function: ATP hydrolysis activity; ATP binding; ubiquitin binding. Gene Ontology annotation, biological process: DNA replication; ubiquitin-dependent protein catabolic process. The record is from RefSeq and is a predicted model, not a curated record. Lineage: Eukaryota; Fungi; Ascomycota; Dothideomycetes; Pleosporales; Pleosporaceae.